Molecule: messenger RNA, 1635 nt
Organism: Chelonoidis abingdonii (Abingdon island giant tortoise)
Lineage: Eukaryota; Metazoa; Chordata; Testudines; Testudinidae
Gene: C9orf72
Product: C9orf72-SMCR8 complex subunit
Biological process (GO): endocytosis; autophagy
Cellular component (GO): autophagosome; endosome
Molecular function (GO): guanyl-nucleotide exchange factor activity
Source: RefSeq, a predicted model, not a curated record
GGCAAGAACAUUUCCAGAAGAUCAUCUUGGAAAGCACAGAGAGAAUGGAGGAUCAGGGCCAAAGCAUCAUUCCCAUGCUGACAGGAGAAGUUAUUCCUGUAAUGGAACUUCUUUCAUCUAUGAAAUCACACAGUGUUCCAGAAGAAAUAAAUAUAAGUGACACAGUGUUAAAUGAUGAUGACAUUGGGGACAGUUGCCAUGAAGGUUUUCUCCUCAACGCCAUCAGUUCACACCUGCAGACUUGUGGUUGCUCAGUGGUUGUAGGUAGCAGUGCAGAGAAAGUUAAUAAGAUAGUGAGGACAUUGUGUCUGUUUCUUACUCCAUCAGAACGGAAGUGUUCCAGACUCUGUAGAAAUGAAUCUUCCUUCAAAUAUGAAUCAGGACUCUUUGUACAAGGAUUGCUCAAGGAUGCAACUGGAAGCUUUGUGUUGCCCUUCCGUCAAGUAAUGUAUGCUCCAUAUCCUACUACACAUAUAGAUGUGGAUGUCAACACAGUGAAGCAGAUGCCUCCUUGCCAUGAGCAUAUCUAUAACCAGCGGCGAUACAUGAGGUCCGAGCUGGCAGCAUUUUGGAGAGCCAAUUCAGAUGAAGAGAUGGCUCAGGAUAUCACUAUCCAUACAGAUGAAAGCUUCACUCCUGAUUUGAAUGUUUUUCAGGAUGUCCUGCAUCGUGAUACAUUAGUAAAAGCCUUCCUGGAGCAGGUCUUUCAUUUGAAACCUGGCUUGUCUCUGAGGAGUACUUUCCUUGCCCAGUUUCUUCUCGUCCUUCAUAGAAAAGCCUUAACUCUUAUAAAGUACAUAGAGGAUGAUACGCAGAAAGGAAAAAAGCCUUUUAAGUCUCUCCGUAGCUUAAAAAUAGACCUUGACUUAACAGCAGAGGGCGAUCUUAACAUAAUAAUGGCUUUAGCUGAGAAGAUCAAACCUGGUCUACAUUCCUUUAUCUUUGGGAGACCCUUCUACACUAGUGUCCAAGAACGUGAUGUACUAAUGACAUUUUAAAGAUCCUGUAUGCUGCUGAAAGCAAGCUAGUAAUGUAAACACCAUUUUUCCCUUUUUGAUAAGCACAGUCUUACACUCUAAUGCAGUGACUGAAAGCAAGUUACACUACAAUUCAGUCGAAAUGGGGAGGGAGUAUUAGAGGGAAAGUCACUUCACUUAGGGAAGCACACUUCAAACAAGCCUUUUUUGUUGUUUACAAUGAAAGUGAAAGUAAAUAUUGCAGUAGUUUUUAUGAUAUUUUGGGUUUGCUGUGUAAACUUUGCCACAGUUCUGGCUUAAACUGAUUUAAAGGGAGGCUUUUGUAUUGACUCUCUUUAGAGAGAUCAUACAGCUUCUCCACCAUUUCUCUUCAAUUUUGUGUCCCUCCUUAUCUUGUUAUCAGUAUUUCCCAGUGUUGUCAUGGAAAAUCAUACUUCUUGUCCUCUCCAUUAUGGAGGCACUGCCUUUUGUGAAAUAGAAACUGGAAGAACAGUUUCAACACUUUUUGUUGUUGUUGUUGUUGUUCUUUAUUUCUUAUGUGUGGGGCUAAUGUGAAAAACACUUUCCCUGCUCCCCAUUCCAACCUCACCAGAAAGUUUUUUGUUACUUUAUGUGAUGCAUUUAAAAGGAUAUUAAAAAAAAAAAAAAACCAAAAACU